Homarus americanus (American lobster) is the source of this 1249-nucleotide messenger RNA. RefSeq lists its product as uncharacterized. The transcript has 4 exons. Bases 120 to 560 code for a protein of 146 amino acids. The record is from RefSeq and is a predicted model, not a curated record. NCBI's taxonomy places the organism in Eukaryota, Metazoa, Arthropoda, Malacostraca, Decapoda, Nephropidae.
CAUCCUCGCAGUGUAAGUGAAGACCCGGCGUCUUAACACACCAAUCUACACAGACACGGAGUUAUUUCCCACAAACUGUACAACACUGAAGAGUGAGCUGAGUCUUCUUUGCCUUCGUGAUGACCGACCCCUUGACUCGACUGUUACUGGUGUUGAUGCUGACCGUCUCCUGUACACCCACACCUCAGAAUUCAGCUGACCACAGUGACUAUGUUGACUAUAGUCAGUAUGGUGACGGUGAUACGUCAUAUUACUACGAUACCGUUCAUGAUAUUCCACAAGCUAAUAUUGGUGGAAUUGACGCAGUAGCACCAAACUCGGGAGCGUUGAUUAGUGCUCCUCCAGGCAACACAAACCGCCCUACAAUUGUGUUCGGUCCCAGACCCAUACAAAGGCGGCCUUUCUGGUUCACUCGAAACCCGACCAACCCGUUCAACACACAGAGGAUCAACCCGUUCAACACACACAGGACCAACCCGUUCAACACACACAGGACCAACCCGUUCAACACACACAGGACCAACCCGUUCAACACACACAGGACCAACCUCAGCAACUAGUGAGGCCCUACAGUAAAAAUACAACGCAAAAAGCACAUCCCAACCACUCACCAGUCCCAUUAAACACCCAAUAGCAGUCAACCUUUACUUAACUAACCUAACCUAAUCAACUAAUACUUUCAAUAUACUGUACACCGCCCCCAUGUCAUAUGAACAAUGUAUACCACCCAAUAUCAUGUAGUGAACAAUGUACAGUCCUCCAUAUUAGUGGCUCGUCAGGUUUUGUGUUGUGUGGCAGGGCUGAGUUUGGUUAUAGGAAACUCGCAAUAAAAAUGAAAAUACAAAUAUUAAAAAAUAUAUAUAAAUGUAAAUAUUUGUGAAAUGUUUGUAUGUUAAAUAAAAAAUGCAUUAGAUACACUGUUUUUAGAUCGUAUCUUUUGCCCAGUGGACGAUGUAUAGCCAGGUGAAGUGACGUGGGGUGGGAGGGUGGUCAGCAGGGAGGUAAGUGGAAAUAGGUGCCCCUCUACCUACAGUAAUUGAGGCUUAAAUUUACAUCUAUCAUAUUUAUUACUUCCCUGUCUCCUAUAUUAUGCAGAUAGCAUUUAUACUGCUCAUGUUAAACUUUGGCCACAGUGUGAAGAAGAGGAAGUUUGAAGUUAAUUGCAGUGAUUCAGUACUGUAUUCACAUGUGUUUGUUGCUUGCUAUACUAAUACUAUACUAACAGAGUAAAUAAAGCAUUUAAUAAUAA